Scomber scombrus (Atlantic mackerel) is the source of this 1152-nucleotide messenger RNA. RefSeq names its product ribosomal biogenesis factor (gene rbis). Gene Ontology annotation, biological process: ribosome biogenesis. NCBI's taxonomy places the organism in Eukaryota, Metazoa, Chordata, Actinopteri, Scombriformes, Scombridae. The coding region runs from base 75 to 371 and encodes 98 amino acids. The transcript is spliced from 4 exons. The record is from RefSeq and is a predicted model, not a curated record. Gene Ontology annotation, cellular component: nucleolus.
GUAGUAAAGAAGGCACGUUUCUGUCAGCACAUGAGGAUAACAACCCCAAACAGCUCUUCUAUUAAGGUAACAACAUGGGAAAGAAUAAGCAAAAAGGGAAAAAACAGAAGAACGUCUUUCAAGUGGCAAACAAGCACUUGAAAAACAAGAACAAAACAAAGCCUGUCACGACAACACUCAAACACAUCAAUGCCUUGAAAAAUGAGAAAGUGGAGAACCUCAAUCAAAUCUUCACAGAAGUCCAGAGGGAUGUGAAGAGUUUUUCGAAAUCGGUUGCACCUGAACCAAAGAAACAAGCACAGGUCGUCAGGGAGCCACCGAAGGAAUCUGUGAACGUUGACAGCGCUGCUCAACUCUUCUCUCAGCUAUAACGUAUCAAGAGAGAAAGACUGUCAUAAACACUGAUAUACAGGCAGAGUGAUCCACUCCUCUGUGCUCAUGUUGGAUGUUUAAAGCCUCAGAGGAGCUGUCAGUUUACCUCCGAAGCAUUUUGACAUUUCAUGCCAAAAUGAGGACUGCAGAUAAGUUGAAAUUUACACUUAUUACAUGACAGUAAAACCGUCUGUGGAAUUUAAGCUUUCGGUAUAUUCAGUGCUGAGAAAUGUCAUUGAUUGACAGACUUGUGCACCGUCAAUUGUAAUAUUGAGAUUGUAUUCCAGGACUAUAGGAUAUUUUUUAUUUCUAUUGAUUUAUUAUUCUUUUGUGUAGAGAUGUUUUGCUUUCAUUCAUUGCAGCAGCUCUAAUUAUGUUCUUGCUGCUUAUUGAUGACUGCUUACUAUUUGUCUAUAAAAUCUCAAUGGUGAAAAAAUUUCCCAGAGCUUCAGCUUGUUUUUCUCUGGACGACUGCCCAAAACCACAUGUAUAUUACAUUAGGUUCAGCUGUGCAAUCUCAUGCAAUCCAAUACAGCAGCUCUGCCAUAAAUUCGACUUUUUACAAAGUUUUUCGUUGCCAUUGUCUGAAAAGUUAUAAUUCUACCUUGUGUGUAUUAUUGAGGGUGUUGUUGGUGGUGUCGGUGUAGUAGAGUCCAUUAUAUUGAACGGUUUCAUCCUCUCUAUUAACAUGCAUGAGGGGGGCAUGGUUUUAUAAUAUAAGGAAAGUAAUUUUCUGUUCAUUAACUAAUUGACUUACCUUAUUAAACAAUAUUGAUAUAA